AUUGAUCCUAGGCCUCGCACCCCAGACUCUACUACAAAUAUUCGAGAUACUAAACAUGUCCUCAUUUGAUCCAUCACUUUCGACAAGCGGUAUGCGGCCUCCUCUGGCCUCUGCAACAGCGCCCUCAAUGGCCGACUCGCUUCCUAGCAUCAACUUUGGGUUUGAGGAAUUGCGCAGUCGCAUGGCCCAGUUUACAGCACAGUUUGAUGCAUUUAUCGAACGAGGUAGGAAACAAGUUUUGGAAGAGAGGAAUCAGUUCAAGAUUGGUCUAGCUGAGCUACAAGAGGAUGAACGGAUGAGGCAACGAGACAUUGAAAUCCUCAAUCUUAAAUCACAAACCCACGAACAGACCCUUCAGAAAGAGGCCGCGGAAGCCGCCGAAAUGCACGCUGCCGUUUCAUCUGUCACGUUAGAACGUGACUCCCGUCUCACGAAACGCGACCGGCUUAAGCAACAGAUUGAGGAAACACAGAAAGCCAUCAAUCAAAAAUUGGAAGCGCAGAGAAGUCACUCUCGCUAUCUUGACGCACAGGCGCGUCUCAACGUUCCGGAGCUUGAAUUUUGGCAAGAUUAUUUGUGCUUACGAAUUGAAGGUGCGGGUAGAGAAGAUCGGUUGAAGUUCGUUUAUAGUCAUCUGCUGGAGAAGGAUUGGGAGGCUGAAGCAUGGUUUGAACUUGGCACCUCCAGCCGCGACUAUGAAGUAUUCCAUUCACGACCCAAGUUGGAUAGGGAAUAUUUGGACCGGGAGUUAGACAUAUUGAAUGAGGACCGCGACUUUGGCGCUUUCUUGAAAAGGAUGCGCAGGUUAUUCAUCGAGGCACUGAAAUGAAAGCCAACUACAUUAUGAUUGAUAAUGCCAUAUUUUGACUUCUAAUCUUGCAACCUGGU
Molecule: messenger RNA, 888 nt
Organism: Aspergillus nidulans FGSC A4
Lineage: Eukaryota; Fungi; Ascomycota; Eurotiomycetes; Eurotiales; Aspergillaceae
Product: protein spc25
Exons: 2
Coding region: 56-829 (257 amino acids)
Biological process (GO): chromosome segregation
Cellular component (GO): nucleus; Ndc80 complex
Source: RefSeq, a predicted model, not a curated record